GUCGAGGAGCGCUCCGGCGGGAAGGCGCGCGGCGGUAAACUAGCGCGUCGUGCGCGCUCCUUCAAGGAGGACUUCCUGGAGAAGCUCUCUCAUAUGCGGUCGCCUGGUAGCGGAAGCGGCGGCGGAGGCAGUGGAGCGGCCACAAGGGCUGCCUCGCCCUCCUCGCCGCGGACACCACGUGACAAAAGCGCGCCCGGCUGCACCGAUGCCGCAGCAUCGACAACCCUCGACAAAAAUCCCCUCCGUGACCUGCACAUCCACGUGCGACAGGUGCAGCUGGCACUGCUCCACUUCAGAGACGUCGUGUCGAAGAAGAAGCUCGAGAUGCUGCCCGGCAACGGCACCAUCGUCCUCGAUACUGUCACCACUAUACACACUGUGCUCAAAUCCUAUCUCCUCUACGAGAACAGCUCCACUUUGGGAUCAGCGACGAAUCAAGUGUAUCAAGCCCUAGCACAAUUACUCAAACUCUGCGACGACGUGCUGCUACACGGUGAUCAGUCUUCUGCGCUGGACACCGAGAACGUGACACACAUCAUAGGAUUAGUCGAAGAAGCUGUGAAAAACUUGGUUGCCCUGGCGAAUGAGAAGAUCGCCAACAGACAGAAACCUGCCGCCACCGUUACGAAUAGUAAUAGAACGUCCGGUUAUGGAUCGGAAUUGACGCCACAAAGAAAUUCUUUACCUGAUAUCCCGUUAACCCCGAGGGAAAGGCAGAUUUUAGAGCAGACCGCUGCGACUACUAGCUUGGUCCGUAGCUCGCAUAGUUCAGAGUCGAUUUUAAGGGAUUCUAGUCCUCCCCCGAAACCGCCGCUCCCCGAGAGAACUAAUGUGUGUCUGUCGGAAGAAAAUAGUUCAUCCGGUACACCGCCGCCAUUGCCACCGAAACGGAGAACAAGAGCUCAACAGUUGCUCGAUGAAUCUGAAGGUCUUUUAGCAUCUAGUCUCGACGGUGUUUCCCUACGAAGUCGAUCUCCAGAGGAUUCGUCGUCUUUUCUAAGCGCGUCGGCUGGUAGUUUGGAUUCAGCCCUGAACCAUUCUCGUGACGAGGACGAGAUACGGGCGAUCAUGGGACCAAACGACGAGUCUCUGAACGACAGUAUGGAUCUCAGUCUGAUGGCUACUAUCCAGGGCAUGCAAGUUAACGAUAGUUCAAACUGUAGUUGUUGGGACGGUUCUGAAACAAACAUACCAAGUACCAUGUUAUUGGGUCAACAAACUCCCCAAGAAAUGCUUAAUCCAUUUACCGGUAUAGAAGGAAAAAUGGAAAGGUUAUCAACUCAAACGCAGGAAUCUGGUUUCGUAUCAAUGCAUUCACAACGAAGUUCAUCUCAAAGUUAUACUACCUCUAGUAUGACGUCCAAAAGAUCUUCCCAGCAAAGUAGUAUUAGUUAUAAUUCCCAGACGUUCAACUCGCAACAAUCGUUCUCCCAAACGAAAUUGUCUUCAGAUAGUAACGGGUCUAUUUUUACUCAGAAAACAAUGACUAGUUCGAAAAGUACUGUUAGCGCAUCAAAUAUGUCCGGAACUGGAGAUUCUGCGGCAUCAGAAAAAUUGGAAGUGGAAUCGAUUUCCUCAUCGGACGCUAAUGGUGUGCCGCCAGCUUUGCCAGAAAAACGGUCGAAACGAAGAAAAGAACGUCAGCCAUCGCAGUACGACAAUGUACCUGAAAAUGAGCAUUUAUCAACCUGUAGUUUACAUACUAAUAAUGGCGAUAGUUCAGAUGCUAGUAAACCUCCUCCACUCCCUCUCAAGAAAAGGCACAUCAUGGCGUACAUGGAGAUGUUUGGAAAUUGUUCUCACAGUAACAAUGACUUCAUCUCUGGUCUUGGAACCCGUCAUUCAAUGGCAGCUUAUAAUUCAAUGCAAGCGGAAUGGCAACAACACGAAAUGGCUCUUACUACGACACAAUCAUGUUCUUUUAUGGCGCAUACUAUAACCACGUUACACGAUAGUUCAAAUACCUUCAUAACGAUGACACCAUCGGUAACAGAAGUAGCAAAUAAUUCUAGUCUCCCACCCGCAUUGCCACCAAAGAGAUCCCGUUCCGUUAAAUCAAAUGUCACACCCCCGCCAAUCUCGCCAAAACCAACCAGCAGCAUGCAAAGCAUUCAUACAAUCGACCCGAUUGUAACAUCAACUCCAGUGAAAGUAGAGGAAUCUAGUUGCAUUCAUGAUAAAAGAGAGUUGACACCUUCAACCCCAGUGAAAUUGAAUAACGUUGCUUUAGACACCAUAUUACCAUCCUCAAGACCUGCUAGUAAUGCUUUAUCAUCGAUUUCUAUCGAUGACAAUACCCUGGACUUAAGAGAUGUCGAUCAAGACGAUAGCAUUUUGGAUGAACUGGAUAUUAGCAAGUAUUUAGUUUUCAAGAAAUCGGACGAGGAAGGACCUGAUAUAAGAGGCGGUCAUCCCGAUGCACUGUUAAUUCAUGCAACCAAAGCUAAUAAACAUGACUUUUUGUAUCAAGAAGCGUUCUUAACAACAUAUAGAACGUUCAUGCAACCAUUGGAAUUAAUACAAAAAUUGCAUAAACGUCAUCAACGAUUCUCUUGUUCUGCCGACGUUAUUAAACAAAGAGCAGCCCGUGAAGCGUUUUCCUUGUUAGUUAGAGUUGUUAGCGACUUAACCAUGUCAGAUCUCGAUGAUACUCUUUUGCAAACCCUAAUGGAAUUCGUACAGCAAUUAGUAUGUAGUGGUGAUCUUACUAUGGCGAAAGCUUUGCGUGUUAAAAUUUUAGAGAAACACGCCGCGAAACAGUUACAAUCUACACAACCAAUUCUUUCAUCAUUGAGUGUGACAACAAAGCAAGCUUCCCUUCUCGAUUUCAAGAGUGAACAAAUUGCAGAACAAAUGACGUUGUUGGAUGCUGAUUUGUUCAUGAAAAUUGAGAUUCCGGAAGUGCUGAUCUGGGCUCAAGAACAGAACGAAGAACGAAGCCCAAAUUUAACUAGGUUCACGGAACACUUCAAUAAGAUGUCGUACUGGGCUAGAUCGAGAAUACUGGAACACAGAUUAGAGAAUGAAGCGAAGGACAGGGAAAAAUAUGUUGUUAAAUUUAUUAAAAUAAUGAAGCACCUUAGAAAAAUCAAUAAUUUUAACAGUUACUUAGCCCUGCUUUCUGCGUUAGAUAGCGCGCCUAUUAGAAGGCUUGAAUGGCAAAAACAUAUUACGGAAGGUUUAAAAGAAUAUUGUGCUCUUAUUGAUAGUUCUAGUAGUUUCAGAGCUUACAGACAAGCUUUGGCAGAAACACAACCGCCAUGUAUUCCGUACAUCGGACUUGUGUUACAAGAUCUUACAUUCGUGCAUAUUGGAAAUAGUGAUCUGUUACCGGAUGGUACCAUAAAUUUUUCAAAAAGAUGGCAACAAUUUAAUAUUGUUGAAAAUAUGAAGAGGUUCAAAAAGGGGACAUAUUCGUUUAAAAAACACGAACGUAUAAUAACGUUCUUCAAUAAUUUCAGUGAUUUCCUCUGUGAGGAGGCAAUGUGGCAGAUUUCAGAGAGUAUUAAGCCGCGCGGUGGGAAAAAAACACAGCUACAGAAC
This is a messenger RNA of Heterotrigona itama, 3543 nucleotides long. NCBI's taxonomy places the organism in Eukaryota, Metazoa, Arthropoda, Insecta, Hymenoptera, Apidae. The record is from the annotation of a GenBank genome assembly.